Messenger RNA from Dermacentor silvarum, 1552 nucleotides. RefSeq names its product beta-scruin. NCBI's taxonomy places the organism in Eukaryota, Metazoa, Arthropoda, Arachnida, Ixodida, Ixodidae. The annotation marks the transcript as partial. Gene Ontology annotation, molecular function: protein binding. The transcript has 3 exons. The record is from RefSeq and is a predicted model, not a curated record.
GUCGCGGCCCCGCACCUACCUGGCCGAGGACGGGCCGGCCAUCGACUGGGACGAGAACGGCGUGGUCAAGAACUUCGAGAAGUGCUCGUACACGCGUGAGAACCAGGCGCUGAGGCACGACGCGGCCACUUGCAUCCAGGACACGUACCGACGCCACCGCGGCUGGCCGCUGCGCUCGGUGCUUCCGCGGCUGGACUCCGAGAUGGGCGCGGCGGAGACACCCUACGCCGAGUUCGUGCCCACGUGGGUGGACUCGAGUGAGUCGCUGUCGACCAAAGUGCGCCGCGACGCCUCGCAGGACAUGCACGUCGACUUGACGCCUUACGAGGCGCAACUUGAGCUGGUCACGCGGUGCCAGGCCUGGGUGCGCCGGUUCCUGGCACUGCGGAACUACAAGCGCGUCCACGCCCGCGUUCGGCCCGUGGUCGAGCUCGAGGCGGUGCUGGACGAAGACGACCCGUACCAGCACUUUCUGGUGCGCCACCCGGGUUCGCGGUCCAUGCCGGCGAUCACGUGGGACUCGUACCCGUCGCGGACGCUACCGUGGCACACGGGUCCGCUCCAGGACCCGGACUGCGCCGUCGUGCUGCUCCUGGGGGGCGUGGAGCCGGCCAAGAGCCACGAGCUGGCCACCGGCUGCGCCAUGCUACGCUACCACCCGCUCAAGCGCGAGCUGACCCGGUGCGGCCGGCUGCCCCAGCCGCGGCACAACCACACGGCCGCCUACCUGGACGGCUACGUCUACGUGGUGGGCGGCUUCGACACGCGCAACACGCACCUGGCCAUCAAGUACGCGACGCGCACCUGCUUCCGGAUGCCGCUCGAGGAGAACGGCGCCGGCAAGUGGGAGCGCGUGGCCGACAUGAACCACUCGCGGUGCAACCACGCCACGGUGGCCAUGGGCCACAAGCUGUACGCCGUCGCGGGACAGGACGAAUUCGACCGUUUCCUCGCCUCGGUCGAGAUCUACGACCCCACGCAGGACCAGUGGACCGAGUGUCCGGUGCCGCUGUGCUGCAAGAUGUCCGCGUGCGGCGCCGCGCUCCACGCCGGCUACCUGCACAUCGCGGGCGGCGUCGUUCAGUCGAGGCGGCGCACGGACAAGGUGUUCCUGGUGCCCUCGGUCGAGCACUGGGACUCGGCGUGCCAGCGGUGGCUGCGCGAGGCGGCCCAGCUGCCGACGGGCCGGGGCUCGCUGGCGCUCGUCUCGUACAUGGACCAGCUGUUCGCCGUCGGCGGCCUCACCAGGGGCGACGACUGCCUGCUGGACGUCACGGCCGACGUGCUCUGGUACGACGGCAAGAGAGGCGUCUGGAGACCCGCGGCGCCGCUGCCUCAGCCGCGGCACAGCGCGUGCGUGGUGAACGCGGACGACGUCAUACUGCUGUUCGGGGGCCUGGUGAACGUGAACCAGACCGAGGCCAGCGCGGACGUCCUCACCUACGGGUUCCGGCAGGACCUGUGGGAGCAGGCGGGCCAGCUGCCCUGCAGCAUGACCGGAUUCGCUGCGGUCGUCCUGCCGCGAUUGAAACGAUCGGCCAACACUCAUUGA